ACUUUUACAGUACAAAAAAAAUUUUUUUAGAAUAAAUAUUUAUUAAUGAAUUGGAAGGAUGUUCUGCUAAAAUAUAACUGUCAAGUUUUUUUUUUAAACAUUAAAAUUUUAAAACAUUAUUUUAUUAGUUAAAUUGUUUAUUUACUUAAUUUAUAACCAAAUCAAAUAAAUUAAUGUACAUGAAAUAAUAAUUUCUAUGAAAAAUAAGUUACAAACUGUAACACAAAAUGAAGUAAUUGAUUUCCCCUAUUGGGCGAAGAAGGAGAAUUAAACAAAAUCCACUUCCGUCACACUUUUUUUCAAGGUAAAAAUCUGACAUCGUUGGUUUACCCCAGCGCAUAACGCGCCUAUAGAAAAGUAUAACUUCAAAAAUGAUGAAACGACGAGUCACAAAAGAAAACGUGUGAAUCGAGGAGUAAAAUGAGCCAACACAAUUGAAAUUACAAAAAAAAUAAAAUAGUGAUUUCAUGUUAUGUUAGAAGGUGGAUGAAUUAAGAAGAAUAAUUAAUACACGGAUAAACAAAACAAAAAAAAGGUUUAUGGCUGCGUUUACAUGCAAUAGCCCAAUGUAAGUGUGCUUUAUUAGUGCUAGAAUUGAAAACUGAGGUAUAAUGAAAGGAUAAACAUUGAGGUAUAUACCUAGGACCUCGGCUAUACUAGAGUAGCCUCGGCUCUCCCUACAACACCCUCCUAAUCCUUACACCCUAGAAUACACCAUAUGUAUACUAACUAUGCUCCAAGAGCUAUGCAGAAUUUCCCAUUUGACGACAAGCCCAUGGUAAGUCGUUAUUGGGUUAUUACUCGUGGAAUGCACACAUAAGAGUACUCUAGCUCUUCUUUUACAUCUCUAAAAGUUUGUUAACACUCUUGUUUUAUUUCAAACCUGGAAAGCUGAUUUUUACUCAACUGAUUUGUUUUUUUGUUUCGGAAAAUUGAUUCCAAAAUACAUACUAACAUUGUGGUUAACAUCUAAUUGACAACCAUAACCUCAAAAAAAUUUUUCAGAUGACGAUCGACAUUAGGCCAAACAACACUAUUUACAUCAAUAAUCUCAAUGAAAAAAUUAAAAAGGAGGAGUUAAAAAAGUCCUUGUAUGCCAUAUUUUCACAAUUUGGGCAAAUCUUGGAUAUUGUUGCUUUAAAAAGUUUGAAGAUGCGAGGACAGGCUUUUGUGAUAUUUAAGGAAAUCAGCAGUGCUACAAAUGCUCUGAGAGCUAUGCAAGGAUUCCCAUUUUAUGACAAGCCUAUGCGAAUAAAUUAUGCCAAAACGGACAGUGACAUCAUUGCCAAACUAAAGGGCACAUUUUCGGAGAGGCCCAAAAAACCCAAGAGAGUGGUGCCAGCAGCUGAUGAAGAGGCAAAGAGAGCCAAGAAGAGGGCCAAAGAACAGGCCAAACAACAGCAAAUGGGCUAUGCUCCAGGAGCCCUACCUCAAAUGGGCAUGACAAAUGCAGCUGUGCCGGAGCAACCUCCAAACCAAAUUCUAUUCCUCACCAACCUACCGGACGAAACCAGCGAAAUGAUGCUGUCGAUACUGUUCAACCAAUUCCCUGGUUUCAAGGAAGUGCGAUUGGUUCCAAAUAGGCACGACAUCGCAUUUGUGGAAUUCGAAAACGAGGUGCAAUCUGGAGCAGCCAAAGAUGCUCUUCAAGGGUUUAAGAUAACGCCGUCUCACGCAAUGAAGAUAUCAUUCGCCAAGAAGUAAAUGUAUCAUGUAACUUAGCUUUUAAAAAUAAUAUAUAAGAUUAAUUUUAAUGAGACUAAACUACACGAAAAAAAAUGGCAAGUCUCCAUUAUGUCGCUUAUAAUAUUCCGCCUUGUACAAAUUUUUGCAAUUAAAUGUUUUAAUCACAAAUGAGUGAGCUUAUAAUACUAUGUUUUUAAUGAUUAGCGAUACGUAUAAGUCAGAUAAAAAAGGUAAACAAGUAGGUAUUCAUUCAUUGAAACAGUUGCAUUCAACAACUGAUGUGAGAUGAAAUAAGAAUUAGCUUCCCUGGUUUCAAGGAAGUGCGCUUGGUUCCAAAUAGGCACGACAUCGCAUUUGUGGAAUUUGAAAACGAGGUACAAUCUGGAGCAGCCAAAGAUGCUCUUCAAGGGUUCAAGAUAAAAUUUGUUAAAAAAGCAAGAAAUCUGCUAGAUGCAACAUGAAAUAUAACGAAAAAAGAAAUUACAAACAUUGGCGAGUAAAUAGUUUCAAAAAAUUUUGGUCCUUAUU
This is a messenger RNA of Copidosoma floridanum, 2214 nucleotides long. RefSeq names its product U1 small nuclear ribonucleoprotein A pseudogene. The record is from RefSeq and is a predicted model, not a curated record. NCBI's taxonomy places the organism in Eukaryota, Metazoa, Arthropoda, Insecta, Hymenoptera, Encyrtidae.